This is a messenger RNA of Saccostrea cuccullata (small rock oyster), 681 nucleotides long. RefSeq lists its product as uncharacterized. The record is from RefSeq and is a predicted model, not a curated record. Gene Ontology annotation, molecular function: protein binding. Lineage: Eukaryota; Metazoa; Mollusca; Bivalvia; Ostreida; Ostreidae. The transcript is spliced from 3 exons. The coding region runs from base 1 to 681 and encodes 226 amino acids.
AUGGUGAAACAUGAUAAGCAGGGGAAAAACUUCACUCAAGGACUCAGUGAAAUUCAGAAUGUUUUGACUGCAAAUAAGGAGUAUGACAAAAUUCUAACUCUGCGACUAAAUGAAGCUGAGAAUAAUAUUGUGACUUGUGACAAGCAGAAUAAGAACUUAACUCGAAGACUUAAUGAAGUUCACAAUGUUUUGAUUGCAAACAAAGAGUAUGGUAAAAAUCUAACUCUACAGCUCACUGAUUCAAUGAACAACUUACACGAUAUAAAAGUUCAGAUGCGAUAUACAAGCUUGCUACUGGACGUGCAUUCUAAGACGGACAAACUCAAUACAACAUUGACUACACAUUUUGACGAUCAGAUAAGAGACGUUUAUGGACGAAUUGCCAACAUCACCAAAAAAGUAGCCUUUACAGUCGGUGUGACGUUUCCCAGCGACUCCUGGAACAGCGGUACACUGGUGUUUGAUAGGAUCGUCUACAACAUAGGAGGAGGAUACGACUCGAGUACUGGUGUCUUCACAUCUCCUGUAGACGGACACUUUGUUUUCUUUGUCAACGUCCAAGCUUAUAGCACAGACUCAAUAGACACAUAUUUAGUUCUUAACGGUUCAGCUAAAGUUACAACAAUAGCAAAUAGUUCGGGUGAUCCUCCUGUCACCACGUUCUCUGGAUUCCUAAUAUGA